Myxocyprinus asiaticus (Chinese sucker) is the source of this 7243-nucleotide messenger RNA. It is a transcript of the gene shisa9b, whose product is annotated as shisa family member 9b. NCBI's taxonomy places the organism in Eukaryota, Metazoa, Chordata, Actinopteri, Cypriniformes, Catostomidae. Gene Ontology annotation, cellular component: dendritic spine membrane; AMPA glutamate receptor complex; postsynaptic membrane. Gene Ontology annotation, biological process: regulation of short-term neuronal synaptic plasticity; regulation of AMPA receptor activity. The record is from RefSeq and is a predicted model, not a curated record.
CAUUGCGCUCCAGACACUCAACGCUCCCAAGUGCUCGCGACCACUGGACUUUAUAGUAGGCUAUAAUAGUAAACAAACCGGUAUUCGUUGUAAAGCAACCGCUGGAGUGAGAUAAAUCUCAUAAGAAUCAAACAUUUGCAGAGUUUGAAUCUUCUAUAACGCACUCGUAUCUCAGAUGUCUUCAAACAUGACCAUCAUAUCGGAUGGCGGUGAUGUUCUUGAUGGAGAUAUGCGUUCUGGCACUUCAUGACAAAAGACAUCCAACUCUUUCAGUGUCAGAUCACCGGAGAGAAGAGCGCAGGAUGAAAAGCACUAGCUUACUAUUGGGUUACUUUUUGAUGAAAGUUCUCGUGUGCGACGCAGCGGGGGAACCCGGGAAGAACCUGGAUGGUUUGGUGACGACGUCGGGGUCUAACGGCUCCCGAGACGGAGAAAACGGUCUCUCCGAGACCCCUCACACGGAGGACAGGUGUCGGGGUUAUUAUGAUGUGAUGGGUCAGUGGGAUCCCCCGUUCGUGUGCCGGACAGGCAGUUACCUGUACUGCUGCGGGACCUGUGGCUUCAGGUUCUGCUGUGAGUUUAAAAACUCCAGGUUAGAUCAGACCACCUGCAAAAACUACGACACGCCACCGUGGUCCAUGACGGGCAGACCACCGCCGAAGAUAAUGGACCAACACGAUCCGACUAAGGAUAAAACUAAUUUGAUUGUGUACAUCAUAUGCGGAGUAGUUGCGAUCAUGGCGUUGGUUGGGAUAUUCACUAAACUCGGCUUGGAGAAGGCGCACCGACCACACAGGGAGAACAUGUCCAGAGCCCUGGCCCAGGUGAUGCGCCAGACCGCUCCAGGAGAACACACAGAGAGGGAGGAGAGUAUGGCUGUGCAUGGACAACACUUUGAGAACAUGCAGGCCAGAGCAACAGGAAACAACUUACAGGGUGCCCAGAUGAACAGUGUGGUACCAGGUUCAUCUCUGAUGCAAACCAUGACGCAGUAUCCUGCCCUUGGACAGGUAGCCCACCCAUAUGAGGCAUGUCAAGCUGGAAAGGAGCAUAACAAGUACGCCUCACUCAAGGCUGUUGCUGAAAAAGCCCACGAAAACUUCUACACUAACAGACGGCACUUGACCGACCUGGCAGCGAAAGGCACUCUUCCCCUGCACUCUGUGAGCCUGGAGCAGGAGCCCACCAACCCGUACAGCCCAGAGCUACCCUGCCAAAAACAGAACGGACACAAGUCCAAAAGCACCAAGGUUCACAGCUCCCACCCGCUGGCUUUUGGCUCCAACACCAUCGCCAACCCCGGCAUGCUGAAGGGCUGGGAGGCGACAGAGACACUGGGCCGCCGGCAAACGUAUGGCCCCCCAAAACAUGGCGCCACCGUGGAACAAAUGAACGAGCUGACGUCCACUCACAGCCAACAUUACCUGCCGCCACAUCCUUACUUUGUCACCAACAGCAAGACUGAGGUGACCGUGUGAAAGGGGCCACAACUUUAGGGUUUCUCGAGCCUAGCUCUGAGUGAUUGCGUGAAAUGGAGAAUGAGGAUAACAGAGCAAGCGUGACGGAGGAAGAAGUGUGGAUUAGGACCGUGUCCUGCUGGAAAGUUUGGCCGAACGGUUUGGCUCAAGAUUUGGCCCAUUCUCUGUUGGCUGUCUAUUUGCUGUUUGUCUUUGAAUGGUGGUGCAUGGAACAGGCAUGCACUGGACGUCUGCCUCAUUUCAAGGGGAAAGUGUAACAUUAUUUCAAUGGUACUCUUUCUGUGUCCUAUCCGUUACAGUGCAAAUUAAUAAUCUGACCUGUAGAGAUGAGAUUAUUUCACAGGUCCUUCCAUCAAAGUGAUGAGAAACAAAUGAGACAUUCAAUGCAAUCAAACAUACAUUCAGCAUCAAGGUGGGACUGCUAUCAUUCCAUGAAACAAAUAUUUCUCAACAACACCUAUUGAACCUGAAACUUGUGCAGCUCUGGUGAAAAAAAAAACAGUGGCUCGUGGUACAGUGUCCUCAAGAUACUUAGUUUUUCUCAGAAUCUUGUACAUAACAGAACGUUACUAAGGACAUAUAAGCUUCCUCGGAUAGUCAAAGAACAUAUAAUAAUCAGUCUGGAAGAUAAAAGAUGAUAUAAGACAAUCGUGUCCUAGAUGUUCUCAAAGACUUUCCAGAGCACUUGCACCAAAAACCUCCUGUAGCAAUUUAACAUGCUAUAUUCUGACAAACACUGGGCUUGUGCCUUUCCAAAAAGAAAAUAACUCCUUAUUUAAGAGCUCUUGUGCUUCUCAGCACAUGGUGUUUUUUCAAUUACAAAGAUGCAUAAAAUAUAAACAAAUCUUUUGUUUACUGCUGUCAUAUUUCAGUAGAAAAUGUUGAUUGUCAGUGUUUUUAUACCCUCUGUUGAACCAUUUUUCUUUGAUGUGUUCGCAUAUCUGUUAGUUAGUUAGUGCAGCCGUAUAUGGUAAAAUCUGAAGAAAGAAGGGUUAAUUAUAAGCAUUUAUUAUUUUUCAAUGUUAGCUAAGAUAAAUGUGAAAGGCUACUUUUUUAUGUGAUACCCAACAUAAUUGUUGCAAUUACGACACUGCCAUCUUGCAUUUCCAAUCUGUUUGGUUCGAAUUGAGUAGUUUCUUUUUUUAAUCUUUAUUAUACUGUGAACCAUUUCAGUUAGCAUAAGAGAAACAAGCCUCUAGUCUCUGAAAGUAGUCGCACAUCGAACUAGCUGUAUUACAUUCUGUAGUGGUGCUUUUUGACAUCCACACCCAAAUUAUUCCAAGUAUCUGAUUUUGAAUUUGUAGCAUAAUGUUGGUCACUUCAUUUGCUCUGGAACAAGUGGAUUUAUCUCAGUACACCUGUACUCAUUCUUAAAUAUUGGCAGGCUAAAUCAUACUGACAAUAAAGAUUCAAUUACAUAUCUAGUAGGGCUUUUUGCAAUAGCAUUAUCUCAUAUUUUGCAGGUAGGAAACUCAUUUUGUAUUCCUCCGUUCAUAUGUGAAUGGGCAAGAGUGAGUGUUUUUGUAUUCUGUUGUGUACUAAAGUUCAUGUUUGGUGAACUCUAACUUGAAAAUUUGUAUGGUGUGAAGAUGCUUGACCAGUGAAACUAAAUAUCACAGAUUACUGGCUGAAAAUCAAACAUGGAACAAACUUAUUUCUCAAUUCAAUGAAGGUUUAAAAGAAUGCAACCUGUAAUUAAGAAGAGAGGCUGCAUGGUUUGCAUUGUCACAGAAAUUUGAAUUUAUUAUUUUGGAUAUUUAUCACUAAAUAUAUAAUAUUAUUAUUAAGAAAUUUAAUUAAUGUAACACUUUACAGAAAGGUUCAAUUUGUUAACAUUAGUUAACACGAACUUACAAUGAACAAUACUUUUACAGCAUUUAUUAAUCUCGGUUAAUGUUAAUUUCAACAUCUACUAAUACAUUUUUAAAAUCAAAAGUUGUUUUUGUUAAUGUUAGUUAAUGCACUAUGAACUAACAAUGAAUAGUUUUAAUAGCUAACAUUAACAAAGCUUAAUGGGGGGCCUGGGUAGCUCAGCAAGUAAAGAUGCUGACUACCACCCCUGGAGUACGCUAGUUCAAAUCCAGGGGCAUGCUGAGUGACUCCAGCCAGGUCUCCUAAGCAACCAAAUUGGCCUGGUUGCUAGGGAGGGUUUAAAAAAAAAAAAAAAAAGAUUAAAAAGUAUAUUGUUUAUUGUUUGUUCAUGAUACCUAAUGCAUUAACUAAUGUUAACAAUGGAACCUUAUUGUAAAGUGUUGUAAUUAUAAUUUUUUAUGUAUUCGAAACAGUCCUAGAACAUGACAUCAUUUCCUUUUUGCCCAUAGUAUUCAUUGUAGGUCUAAAAUGAUUUUGUGUACUUAAAAAAUCUAGUGUGAACACCUUAGUAACAUAUUAAUAACACAUUUGCAUAUCAUGAUUUUGAAUUAUUUUGUAUGUUAAUUAGCAUCUGAUUUAUUAUAUUAAGAAUAACAAUUCUGCUGCAAGGAAUUAAAGGAAUAUUCUGGGUUCAAUACAAGGUGAAGUUAAUCAACAGCAUUUGUAGUAGAAUGUUGAUUGCUAAAAUUAAUUAAUUUCGACUUGCCCCUACUUUUCUUUAAAAACAUCAGAAAUCUGGGUUACAGUGAGGCACUUACAGUACAAUGGAAGUGAAAGAGGGCCAAUCCGUAAAUGUUAAAAUACUCACUCUUUCAAAUGUAUAGCCACAAGACAUAAACAAUACUGUAUGUGUGUUAACAUGUUUUGAGUGUGAUAAAGUCACUUACUAACCUUUUCUGUGUAAAGAUAUAGCCAAUUUUACCACUUUGUUGCCAUUGUGACACAAACCCUAAAACUAUGGUAAAAAUGACAAUUUAAACAACGUACAACUCAAAUAAUACACGUUCUAAUUUAUAAUAAAAUUAUAAGCUUCACAUUUCUGCCUUUAAACCCUCCAAAAAUUGGCUCCAUUCACUUCCAUUGUAAGUAGCUCACUUUGCUUUUUUUUUUUUUUUUUAAGAAAAGGAGGAAUGAGUUUAUUAUUAUUAUUAUUAUUAUUAUUAUUAUUAUUGUCGUAAUGAAUAUUAUUCCACAAAAAAUGUCAAUUGAGAUUAAUUUGAGAUUAAUCUGGAAUAUUCAUUUAACAAUGUGACAGAAUUCUUUAACGUGUAGUUUUUUUUUUUGUUUUUUUUUUUAAGAUGUCCUAAGAUUUCUCCUGAAAAAAAAAAAAAAAAAAAAAAUGCAUGCAAAAUAAGCCAUGCCCACAGUUUAACUGCUUCUCUUCUUCUUUUUAUUGAAAACCGACUUUGUGCGUCACUGCCAAACAGUCUGCAACAAACCAGCACUUAAGGCUGACAUAAUGCUCGCUAGCCUGCCAGUCACUGAGGCCACUCAACGUCUAUUAAACCUGAGUGUCUCACCACAGGUCAGCUCAUGACUCAGAGCACACUACAGGAUCACUCACCGGGGGGGGGGGGGGGGGGGUGAGCAUUUCUUAGAAUUAAAUAAUGUAGUGAAUACCUUUUUCCCAUCUCUGACCACUGUAGAUAUGGAUAAGCACAGAUAAUGUCAAAGACCGUUGUGUAGCUAAAGGGACCGUCACAGCUGGAUUGUCUGGCUGCAUAAUCUAAAAUGCAAAGUUUUGCAGUGGAAAUCAGACCUGUGUGAAAUAAUCAUUUAAAUAAUGAGGUUAACACUUUAUAUGUUGAAAUGUAUAAAGCUCAUGUUACUUUGAGCCUACAUGGGGGAGUCUUAUUACGGAAAUGCUGAUUGUUGUUUCCACCUCUCAUUGUGCCUUGCUGUUUGGCUGAUCAUUAAUAGACACUUGUUUUCUGCAGUCUGAGUUCAUGAUUACAUAUAUGCUUUUGUCUUACACAGAGUGCUUGAGCAGAUGUCCAUGCUGAAUGCAAAGAACAUGGAAGGCACUUUUCAUGAAUAUGGUACACUUCGGUGUCCUAUUGUUUUUUGUUAACCGUUAGGGGCAUACAUUUUUAUUUAAUUUUUUUUUUAAGAACUGUUAAAUAUGUGAGAGAAACUAUUAUCUUACAUAAAUUUAACCAAACAAAAAGUGAUUUUGACCUGUCCCACCCACCUCAGUGGUCUUUACCUCCUUGUCUGUAUCCAACAAUUAAUAUCAUAAAGCAAUGUCAUAUUUUGAAAAUGUGUUAUUCAAUUAAUAAUAAAAAAUAAAAAAAAAUCAUUAAAAAAAUAUUAUUUACCAAAAUUAUAUCUAUCUGUCUUACAUUUUUCGUGCUACCCUCCACAUGAUUUCCCCACUAUAUAUAUAUAUAUAUAUAUAAAGUAACAUUCCUUAAAAUUGUGAAAGGAAGUAAUAUCAUUUGGACCCUUUAAACAGCAUGCAGUGAAGACAAGUAAAUAAUUUCAUUCCAUUUGCCAACUAUGUAAAUAAAAAAUGAUUAAACAAAUGUUUUUCUUAAAUUUGUGGGAAAAAUGCUCUAGGUUUAUUUUUAUUUUUUAAUUAAUUUAAUUAAUUCAUUUGUUUAAAGUUAUUUCAUUUAAAUAUUUAUUUUUAUUUUUGGAUUAUUUUAUAUUUACUCAUUAUGUUUAUAUAAUGUUUAUUGCUAAAAUAUUUUCUAGCAAAAAUGGCAAAGCUCAUAUAAAAUGAAUAGACAAUAAAAAAAAUAAAAUAAAAAAAAAAAACAGAUGAAAUAUUUUGUCAGAACACGAGAGGUCGACGAUCAGCAUUUUCUGGAGGUUAAGCACCUUUCACUGACCAUUUGCUGAAACAAAGUUUUAGGCCCCAUUUUGCACCCUAUUUGUGGAAAGUGCUGGAAAGGUUUUUAUCAUUUGAUUUAAGAAUAGAGUCUUUUUUUCAGUUACUUAGUUAGUUAGAGCAAUGAUGGACUGGUAUUUAACAGAUGCAAUCUUUUACAAUCAGGCUGUACACUACAUCACAAAAGGGCUGAAUAUUAACCGAGAAACUUUAAUGCUGUGUCAUGUCCUGGUUAGCAAAGAGCAAAUGAAGGACAUUUGUUGAGAUAGUUGAGAUGGAUGUAAAGAGGUUGUAAAAGUCAUGCUAAAAUGGAAUUGCCCUUUAUUUCAUGUUAAAAAGCUUCACAACCACAUUGGAAUUGACACUGAGGUUAAUGUGUUUGUGUCUGUAACUGGUUCGUUUUAAACAUACGAUUUUAUACCAUUUCAUUUCGAAAAUGAAUACCUCAAAUAACUAAGAUAAUUAGAAACCUACUGUUAUAACUGAAAUAAUUGCUAUUUGUUUAUUCUGGUAAUUGAUAUGGAUAUGCUGAUGGUAUGCUAUAGUAUCAUUCUGUUCUAUGAUAUGAUAUUGUCAUAUUUUUCACAUAAAGCCAGAGUAGUUACACAAUAACUUGAUAUUUGUAAGUAGUAGCAUCAUAGUUGCUGAUAAGACCAAGUUGUCCAGUUCAGUGGUCUACAUUGUAAAUCAUAUAGAUGAAGCAUUGGAAAUCAAAAUGAUACAUGUCAAACAAUCCCUGCACAAGCUUAACUCAUAUCAAGAAACUGAGUAUCAUUUAUUAAAUCGUUAUUUUUGUGAUCCAGGUUUAUUUAAAAAGUGUCGAAUGUAGUAGUCAGUUAGUCAUAAUACUGUUUUUACCUCAGUGUACUCUUUAUUGGGGAUACAAAAUAAAGCUUUUGGGAAACAGAGAGAACUCUUUGGUAGAUCCCACUGCCCAUGGGUUACAUUUAAUACACUAAGGUUUCAUAUUCUGUGUCACAUGUUUUUAUGUGCAAGUUGAAAGUUUAAGCACUGUUGUAUUGUUCACAUCAACUUAUUUACAAUAAAUGUCUCUUCUCUA